Messenger RNA from Stegostoma tigrinum, 7621 nucleotides. It is a transcript of the gene madd, whose product is annotated as MAP-kinase activating death domain. Gene Ontology annotation, cellular component: cytosol. The transcript has 36 exons. The coding region runs from base 328 to 5253 and encodes 1641 amino acids. The record is from RefSeq and is a predicted model, not a curated record. Gene Ontology annotation, biological process: regulation of Rab protein signal transduction; regulation of apoptotic process. Gene Ontology annotation, molecular function: guanyl-nucleotide exchange factor activity. Lineage: Eukaryota; Metazoa; Chordata; Chondrichthyes; Orectolobiformes; Stegostomatidae.
UCAGGAACACUCUACAGCCAGUGCCAGAUUGCAUUAGAGUGCUUCGCCUGGUGCAUCGGCUGGGUAAUAAGCCAGUGAGUCAAGGUCUAGUGACAGGAAAAUUUUCAUCCAGUGUCGUGCCCAGUUUCUGGGAUCUCAUUGUGGAAAGCACAUUGGGGAUGUCAAUGACUACAUCUGAUUCCAAGUCUGUCCUGUCAUCCAAGCCAGGCCGUGAGACGCUGGAGAUAAGCUGUUGGUAGAGAAGGCUGAACUUGCACAAUUGCUCUUUCCGUCAGGGAGCUGUAUGUUCCUGAGAAGUUGCAAUGACCUAGUGGAGGACAGGCGAGAAUGUCUCAGAAGAGAGCAUGUCCGCGUUUGCUGGACUAUCUUGUUAUCAUCGGUGCCAGGCAGCCGAGCAGCGAGAGCAUUGCUCAGACCCCUGAGCUGCUGCGCCGUUACCCACUAGAGGACCAACGGGACUUCCCCCUCCCGCCAGAUGUGGUGUUCUUCUGCCAGCCCGAAGGAUGUCUCAGUGUGAGGCAGAGGCGCACCAGUCUGCGCGACGAUUCCUCCUUCGUCUUCACUCUGACUGAUAAAGACAGUGGUGUGAUUCGCUAUGGGGUCUGUGUUAACUUCUACCGCUCCUUCCAGAAGCGCAGCCGUGACAGGCCAGACCGCAGCUUGCCGCAUGCCAAGGGUAGUGCUACAGAGACGCCAGACACCGAGCAGAACAACUCUGACAGUGGCUCUUCCCUGGCCACUCACAGUGCUGAUUCCACCCCUGACAUCAGUCGCUCGCCCCGGCUGAAACGGCACCUCAAGAGUGGUAACCGAUCCCGGAACAGUACCCUAACCUCGCUGUGUAUACUGAGCCAUUACCCAUUCUUCUCUACCUUCCGUGAGUGUCUGUACACCCUCAAACGAUUAGUAGAUAGUUGCAGCGAGCGGCUGCUUAUUAAGAAAGCAGGAAGCCUGAAGGGCGUUCAAAGAGACACUAUGUGGAGGUUGUUCACAGGCUCCCUGACGGUCGAGGAGAAGUCCAGUGUCAUCCUGCACGAUGUGAGAGAGAUAGAGUCUUGGAUCUACAGGCUGCUACACUCCCCUGUGCCUGUGCCUGGCCAGAAGCGAGUGGAUGUGGAGAUAUUGCCCCGAGAUCUUCAGCCAGCACUUACCUUUGCUCUGCCAGACGUGGCCCGCUUCAGCUUGGUGGAUUUUCCACUCCAUCUGCCCUUGGAGCUGCUCGGAGUGGAGCCCUGUCUCCAGGUACUCAGCUGUAUCCUCCUGGAACAUAAGGUGGUGCUGCAAUCGCGUGACUACAAUGCGCUCUCCAUGAGUGUUAUGGCAUUUGUUGCAAUGAUUUAUCCGUUGGAAUACAUGUUCCCAGUGAUUCCUUUGCUACCCACCUGCAUGGCCUCGGCAGAACAGCUGUUGCUUGCUCCAACCCCUUACAUUAUUGGUGUUCCAGCUAGCUUCCUCCUCUAUAAGACAGAUUUUAAGAUGCCCGAUGAUGUCUGGCUUGUUGACCUGGAUGCCAACAAGGUGAUUGCACCUACGAACGCAGAGGUCUUGCCCGCAAUGCCUGAACCAGAAGCUACCGAGCUGAAGAAGCACUUGAAGCAGGCGCUGGCGAGUAUGAGCUUGAACACUCAGCCCAUCCUCAACCUGGAGAAGUUCAAUGAGGCUCAGGAUCUGCCUGUAGGUGGACGAGGCCGGGAUGACCAGACCUCCACCCCCUCCACCGAGUUCAACCCGCUCAUCUAUGGUAACGAUGUCGACUCUGUGGAUAUAGCCACCCGGGUAGCCAUGGUGAGGUUCUUCAACUCAUCCAAUGUGCUGCAUGGAUUUUUGUCUCACACCCGCACUCUCAGACUCUUCCCUCGGCCUGUUGUUGCUUUCCAAGUCAAUUCCUUCCUGGCCUCCAGACCCAAACUCUCGCUGUUCACGGAGAAACUUGCUCGGACACAGGCUGUGGAGUAUGCUGGGGAGUGGUCCCUGAAUCCUACCAACUACACGUUCCAGAGGAUCCAUAACAGCGUGUUCGAUCCAGCUCUAAUUGGAGACAAGCCCAAGUGGUAUGCCCAUCAGCUUCAGCCCAUUUACUACCAUGUCUAUGAUAGUAACUCGCAGCUUGCCGAGGCCCUUAACAUUCCCAUCGAAAAGGACGAUGGCUCAGAACCCACAGAUGACAGUGGCAGCGACAGCGUGGAGUACAACGACUCCAGCUCUUCCUACUCGUCCCUGGGUGAUUUUGUGAGCGAGAUGAUGAAGUGCGACAUCAAAGGAGACACACCUAAUGUUGACCCUCCCAGCCAUGCUGCCCUUGGUGAUCCCAGUGAAAUUGAGUUCCAGGGAUUUCAGAAAUAUCGGGAGGAUCUGGAUGACCAGGGGCCGGAUAGUGAGAAUUCCCUGGACAACAAUCCUCCCCGCUCCAGCUCCAGUACGACAGCCAGCAGCAGCCCCAGCACAGUCAUACAGGGCACCAACCAUCAGGAGUCCAUUGAUUCGACGGAGGCAGAGGAGAAAACACUGACUUUCCACAACCAUAUCUCAGCAGUGUCCAUCCAGGCCUUUGCCAAAGCUAGCCUGGAGCGGAGGGAGAAUGAUGGGAUGUCGGACGGGCCAGUCCGCCAGCGAGACUACGAGAACCCCUACUUUGAACCUCAGUAUGGUUUCCCCACAGAAGACGAGGAUGACGAGCAGGGGGAGAGCUACACGCCACACUUUGCUCAGAACAUGAAUGACAGCCGGCCCCACAAGCUGCUCCGUCCCAACAGUCUAAGGCUCCCGAGUGACUCUGAAGCAGACUCGGACUCACGGGCGAGUUCACCAAACUCCACUGUCUCCAAUAACAGCAGUGAGGGAUUUGGAGGAUUCAUGUCAUUCGCUAGUAAUAUCUACAAGAGCCGUGGCUCCAGCUUCAGCCUCUCAAACUUGGCUUUAUCAAGCAAGGCAGGGCGAGACAAGAGCACACCAUUCCCCAGCCUCAAAGUAUUUGGGCUAAAUACUAUAUUGGAGAUAAUAACGGAAGCUGGAGUGGGGAGUGAAGGUAACAGGAGGGCUCUGGUUGACCAGAAAUCCUCAGUGAUCAAACACAGUCCGACGGUGAAGAGGGAGUCUCCCUCACCACAGGCCAGAGUGAACAACAGCAGUGAGAACCAGCAGUUUCUGAAGGAGUUGGUGCACAAUGUGCUGGAUGGUCAGGGUGUUGGCUGGUUAAACCUGAAGAAAGUUCGGCGUCUGCUGGAGAAUGAGCAACUUCGAGUGUUUGUCCUGAGUAAACUGAACCGGACAAUCCAGUCAGAGGAGGACGCCCGGCUCGAUAUAAUCAAGGAUGUGGAAAUCAGUAAGAAGGUGUACCGUGGGAUGCUGGAUCUGCUGAAGUGCUGCGUGUCCAGCCUGGAACAUUCGUAUAGCAACGCAGGGCUAGGAGGGAUGGCCAGUGUCUUCACUCUGCUGGAAGUUGCACACACACACUACUACAAUAAAGAGCCUGACAAGAAGAAACGCAGUCCAACAGAGGAUGGCACUGUGCCAACUAGUAAGGAGCCCAUGCCCUCGAAAGGGGAGAUGAAACCCCCCAGUGCACCGAUGACCCACCUGCAACUCCCACCAAAAGCUCCCAUCAGCAAGGGGCUGGGCGAGUAUGACACCCGGAGUCUGAAUGAAGAGAAUUUUGUUGCUUCAGUCGAGUUGUGGAACAAGCACCAGGAUAUGAGAAAACAAAAAGCUUUGGAGAAACAGAGUACUGAGGCCCCCAGACAUGCGUCUGACUUGGACCCAGAUGAGAAGAAAUCGCAAGUCAGCGCCGAUAGCGGUUUGAGUGCGACCAGCUCGCAGAAGAGUGACAGUGAGUCUAUCACCAGCUCCGAGCCACCUGCACUCACCCGGAGUACCAGCCAGGAGUCAGAAAGCAGCACCGUGGUGAGUAACAGUUCUGGAGAGACCCUGGGUGCUGACAGUGAUUACAGCAGUGCUGCUGGAGAAAGUGUAACAAUCAAAAAUACCCUGGGGGCAGCGACAUCCAGAGGAACGCUCUCUGAUAGCGAGAUUGAGACUAACACUGAUACCAGACACAUCUUCGGGAAACCACACAUGCUGGCAGCUGGCUUCAAGGCUGCGAAAGGUGGCAGUGCCUAUGCCCAGGCUCCCAGCCCACCAGAGGACUCCAGUCAGAGAGUUUACCUCUUUGAGGGACUGUUGGGGAGAGACAAGAGCUCCAUGUGGGACCAGCUGGAGGACGCAGCCAUGGAAACCCUAUCUCUGAGCAAGGAACGCUCAAUACUGUGGGACCAGGUCCAGUUCUGGGAGGACACAUAUCUUGAUGCUGUGAUGUUAGAAAGAGAAGGAAUGGGCAUGGACCAGGGGCCCCAAGAAAUGAUUGACAGGUACGAGUCACUGGGGGACCAUGACCGAAAGCGGCUUGAAGAUGAUGAAGACCGAUUGCUGUCCACACUGCUCUACAAUAUGAUCGUCUACAUGCUGAUGGUCAAGGUCAACAAAAAUGACAUCAGGAAGAAGGUGAGGAGGUUGAUGGGUAAAUCACACAUCGGGCUGGUGCACAGUCAGGAAGUGAAUGAUCUGCUCGAUCGCCUUCCACAUCUGGAGAGCCGCGAUCUCCACAUUCGACCCUGUGGCAGCCGUCACAUCAAGAAGCAGACCUUUGUGGUGCAUGCAGGAACAGACACCAAUGGUGAAAUCUUCUUCAUGGAGGUGUGUGAUGACUGCAUUGUGCUACGCAGUAAUAUCGGCACUAUCUAUGAACGCUGGUGGUAUGAGAAGCUCAUUAACAUGACGUACUGUCCUAAGACCAAGGUCCUCUGUCUGUGGAGACGUAAUGGGCAGGAGACCCAGCUCAACAAGUUCUACACCAAGAAGUGUCGAGAGUUGUACUACUGUGUGAAGGACAGCAUGGAGCGUGCAGCUGCAAGGCAACAGAGCAUAAAACCAGGUCCCGAGCUCGGAGGUGAGUUCCCUGUUCAGGACAUGAGGACCGGAGACGGUGGCCUCCUGCAGGUGACCCUGGAAGGGAUCAAUCUAAAGUUUGUGCAAAGCCAGGUUUUCAUUGAACUGAAUCACAUUAAAAAGUGCAAUACAGUCAAAGGAGUCUUUGUCCUGGAAGAAUUUGUUCCACAAACUAACGAAGUGGUGACCCACAAGUACAAGACUCCAAUGGCUCAUGAAAUCUGUUACUCUGUGCUAUGUCUGUUCUCCUACAUGGCUGCAGUGCGAGGGAAGGAAAUGGAGAGCAAGAAUAAGGUGACUCCAGCGCGGUAAGACGUCAGCCCCUUUUCAUCCAUCUUCAUUCUCCUUUCCGAAAUAAACACUCCAUCUCAUGGCCCCACCCGCCAGCUGGCCGUCUCCGCCUGUCUCUGCAAUGCUGCAGCUCCAGUCAGCAGGCUCAUUACAAAUAAUAACUGCUCAGCUUGUGCUUGUUCUUAAACCAUCACAUUUGCUCGAGGCUUGUCUGAUUGACUGACCAUGUCAGGGGUCCUCACCUUCUGUCAACUGACUUAAGACUGCAACAUGAAAGUUACUCUGAAUGGAAGCUUCAUUGGCUCUACACUGGAUUCACUGCAAACCCAUUUACUGAGGGCUGUCCCUGCACUGGAUUCGCUGCCUCUGUUCGUUGAGGGCCAUCUUGCACUGGAUGAAUGUCAUUCACUGAGCAGGCACUACUUCACUGGAUAUUGGCCCAUUGAGGAUCGCUGAUCCACAGUUAUGCAUCAAGGAUCACUCUAGCACUGAAUUUGAUGAAUAUUCAUUCACUGAGGGACUCUCUCUCUGCUGGAUUCACUGAAUUUUACCCAUCAAGGACCAUUUCUUCAUUUGCUACGUUAUUUCCUCUCAAGGAUGACUUCUGCACUGGAUUCGCUGCAUGUUCUCAUGUCAGGGGCCACGUCUGCACUGGAUUCACUGUAUCUCUUCCCAUUCUUCCCAUCAAGAACCACUCCUGCACUGGAUUUGCUGUGUAUCCCCCUACCAAGGACCACUUGUACACUGGAUUCACAGCAUGUUCUCCCACUGAGAAUGGUGACAAUGUUAAUUUUCCCACAUGAGGUCACUUUGUUCUUGUUGUUCCACCCAUUCAAGUUGGAUUGACAAUAUGAAAUGAGGUCACUUCAACACUGGAUUCACUGCGAAUGAGCCCACUCAGGAUGCACCAUUUAAAUCACUAUCCAUUUACCUCAUUCAUGUUCACCAAGUCACUAUUUGCUACAGAGUUGACCUGGUGUGGAUUGGUCCUUCACUAGAAUCCCUUGGAAUUGACUGCUCAGUUACCUUCCACUGAAUUCACUGUAAACCAGCAGAUUCAGGAACUGUUUCCUAAAAGGGAUUUAGCCACUGAGGAGGAAUCUUCGACUGGAUUUGCCCACAGGAAGCAACCCUGCACUGGAGACACUUGCAGAGGUUCCUGAGAAGAGUGAGCCUCCUCUGAUGUACAGACCACAACCCCAAGUUGUUUUUGUUGUACCCAUUCUGUGUUCUUUAUAAAGAGUUGAGCUGUAGAGACUGUGCUUUCUUUCAUUCCAUCCUCUUUGCCCCAUCAGAGAGUUAAGCCAUUCUAAACUCAUUGCAACUCCAACAUGUGAUGGCCUGGCUUGCCCCCUGGACAGAGUCUACAGGACUCCAGGCCAUUGAAUUAGAGGGAGAGUUGAGGGCCAGCAACUGGCUGGUGGGAGCCACAGAAGACUUCUGACCUUCCAGCAAUGUCCUGGGACACAGGCUGCCACCCCUCAACACUCAUAACAUCCCAACUGCACCCAGCUGUGUGUCUCUUUCUCUCACCGGUAUAUCCAGACACUGCCACUUGGUUAUAAAGCACCCAGAGAGGAGUUCAGAAUUGACUCCACUUUGGACCACACCAUCCUCUCACCCACUGAGUGCUGCAGUAAUGGAUGGUGAGGAGGAGGGGUGCGUGGAAUACCAUCUUGCUGGUCUCCCUGUGAAAAGACCACCUACCAAACCUCAUCCUCUUGUUCAAAAACUGUUGCGUGUUCCUCACAACUGCAGUCCACUCAUUUCAGACACACCACCUUAGUUCAGUGGAAAAGCCCAGAGUGACAGUGCAGUCAUCCUCUCUCCACUCGCUCACCACAACACCACACCACACCCCACACCCCCCGCCCCCCUGCCAAUACCCUGGCAUACCCCAAAGUGAUUUCUCCACCCCAACCCACCCACCACUGUGACCCAGAGCAUUAAUACUGUCCAUCAUCUCAGCCUGAAGGCUCACUGUGUGCUCAGAUAAAUUCUUGAGAGUUGUAUCUGCCAGUUUCUUGCUGGUCGUGGGAUUGACAACUCACUUCCUCCAAACCCCUUUAGUGAGCGCCACUCUUCAGGCAUAAGCUGAGGGAAAGUGAAGUGGUCAGAGUGUAGUUGUAAGGACUGACUCCUGUCCAAAUGUCUGAUGAAGCGUGGGCCCUAUCAGCCUUUCAGUUAGCUGCUUGCUACUCUUCCUGCUCUGUGUUGUGUUGUGUUCAUCUGUCAGGUAUUCUUAUCUCAUUUAGCCUGAAGGGUGUUCUUUUUGUGGUUGAUGCUUGCUGAUGUAGAAUGCAUUAUUUUGGUGUAAAUAUUUCAGUAUUACAUAUAUUUAUAGCACUGUAUAGUACCUUGAAUGUUGCAAUAAACUCUUGUCCCUGUG